Molecule: messenger RNA, 1920 nt
Organism: Cylindrotheca closterium
Lineage: Eukaryota; Bacillariophyta; Bacillariophyceae; Bacillariales; Bacillariaceae
Source: the annotation of a GenBank genome assembly
AUGGCCGAUCCGGCAGACGCCGAAAGCAAGAAGACUGUCGACGAUAUCUUUGCAGAGAUUGAUAAGAUUGACAUUGACGAGAUUGAGUUGGAUCCCGAAACUCUCAAGUAUUUUGAAACCAUUGAAGCCUAUCUAAAAUAUUUUGACGACCUUCAAUCGUUGUACAAUGAAGUAGAUCCAAGUCACAAGCUUGCCAAUUCUGGCUUGCCCGACAUCAAGCGUCCAAUUCAGCAGCUUUCUAUCAGUGGCAAACCUGUCAAGAAUGUUGUCGAAUUGUAUGAAGUUGCACAAGUCAUGCUUCCGGUUUUCACUGCCAAGAUUGAAGAUCUGUUGGGAAGAAUCGCUACAAGCCAUCCCUAUUCUGAUUCUGAUUGCAGUGACGCUCUGUUCAAGCUUCCUCCAGGAGAGAACAAACUCAAAGAGAAACAACGUGCAUUAGAAAAAGCAAAAGACGACUACUAUGAGAAGGAGCCUGGUCCACCGGAGUCGUGGCUCUAUGACAUUGUCCGCGGAAGCGUGUUAUUCGACAAUGCGGACCACAUACUAAGUUUCUUGGAGCUUAUUCGCGCCGACGGAUCCAUUGAAAUUAUAAAAUCCAAGAAUCGUUUUCGGAAUCCGACGCUUUCCGGGUAUCGAGACUGGAAUUUGCAGCUUCAAAUCUCGACAGAUGAUUGUACUAUGAAUUCUUCCGAAAAUACUACGCUGGAGCAACACAUAGUUUGGGAUACGGCAUCAAGCUACCACAACAUGGCAAUUGUUCUUCGAAGACAAGGCAAGCUUGAGGAAGCUCUGACGAUGCAUCGAAAAGCGCUGGACACUCGGGUGAAGACACUUGGACCUGACCAUUCAGAUACAGCAACGAGUUACGACGACAUGGCAAGUGUCCUUAAAAAGCAAGGCAAGCUGGAUGAAGCUCUGACGAUGCACCGAAGGGGGCUAAGUAUCCAGUUAAAGACGCUUGGACCUGACCAUCUUCAUACGGCAUCAAGCUAUAUGCACAUUGCAAGUGUCCUAAACACGCAAGGCAAACUGGAGGAAGCUCUGACGAUGCACCAGAUGGUGCUAGGCAUUCGAUUGAAGGCACUUGGACCCGACCAUACAGAUACAGCAUCGAGCUACAGCAGCAUUGCAAGUGUCCUAAAAACGCAAGGCAAACUGGAGAAAGCUCUGGCUCUGCACCAAAAGGCGCUAGACAUUCGAUUGAAGACACUUGGACCUGACCAUGCAUCUACAGCAACAAGCUACAACAACAUGGCAAAUGUCCUACAGGAUCAGGGCGAUAAACUCGAAGAAGCCCUGACGAUGCAUCGAAAGGCGCUAGACAUUCGAUUGAAGGCACUUGGACCUGACCAUGUUGAUACGGCAGCAAGCUACAACAAUAUAGCAAUUAUCCUUAAAAAGAAAGGGAAGCUGGAAGAAGCGCUGACGAUGCACCAAAAGGCGCUGGACGUUCGAUUGAAGACACUUGGACCUGACCAUGCAUCUAAGGCAACAAGCUACAACAAUAUGGCAGUUGUCUUUAAAACACAAGGAAAGCUGGAGGAAGCUCUUACAAUGUACCAAAAAGCGCUGGGCGUUCGAUUGAAAGCACUUGGAAGUGACCAUGCAGAUACGGCAGCAAGCUAUAACAACAUAGCAGUUGUCCUUAAAAAGCAAGUCAAGCUCGAGGAAGCUCUGACAAUGCAUCAAGAGGCGCUGAACAUUCGAUUGAAGGCACUUGGACCUGACCAUAAACUGACGGCAACAAGCUACGACAACAUUGCAGUUGUCUUAAAAGCACAAGGGAAGCUGGAGGAAGCCCUGACGAUGUACCAAAAGGCGCUGGACGUUCGAUUGAAGGUACUGGGACCUGGCCAUGCAAAAACGGCAGAUACCUACAGGAAAAUGAAAAAAUUGCAGCAAAAGCAAGGUAAACUGUAG